AUGGUUCAAAAAAAUGUUUUGAAAUUAGAAAAAGAUGUUAUUGCAGCUGUUAACAAUAAAUAAGUGGAUCCUUAAAGCAUCUACUAAAAACUUAAAUAAUUAACCACAAGAAUUGGAGAUAAUGAAGGCGAACUAAUUUAAUCUAUAAAAGUCAUGCAAAAAUUGAAUUAAGAAAUAAUAGGACUUUCGACUCCUUCCUAACAUAGAAAAACUAGUUCUCACUAAAAUACAAGUCAUAGAUAUACGAAUACAAGUAAUUAUGUGAAAAAUAUUGAAAAAAGUGAUUAAAGUAUUGGAGCCAUGCCUUAAGAAUUAAAAAUUUAUAAAAAGUUUUUAUGA
Messenger RNA from Paramecium sonneborni, 339 nucleotides. The record is from the annotation of a GenBank genome assembly. Lineage: Eukaryota; Ciliophora; Oligohymenophorea; Peniculida; Parameciidae.